This is a messenger RNA of Corylus avellana, 1403 nucleotides long. Its product is annotated as inositol oxygenase 4. Gene Ontology annotation, biological process: inositol catabolic process. Gene Ontology annotation, molecular function: iron ion binding; inositol oxygenase activity. The record is from RefSeq and is a predicted model, not a curated record. NCBI's taxonomy places the organism in Eukaryota, Viridiplantae, Streptophyta, Magnoliopsida, Fagales, Betulaceae. Gene Ontology annotation, cellular component: cytoplasm.
UGAAUGAGUUAGAACUUGAGUGGAAAAGUGAUAAACACGCGCAGUAAGCGGGGCGUAUCUUUAACAUCAAUCUCACACGUUUGGAUUGUUUUGAACGUUUCCUUGUUAUUGGAUAAAAUAGUAGGGCAACAUUCAGAUUUUCAGUUCAGGACUUCAAAUUAAGGACUUCAAGGUUUCAAUUUAGCAGACAAGGACUUGUUUAUUUGACCAUAAAUACCUCCAUUGACAACGUUGUGUUGCCACAGCUAUUCAUUUGUUUCAUCCUCUAUUCCUUUGGUUUGAAUUAUACCAAUCUCCAAGUUUUUAGAGGAACAAUGACUAUCCUCAUUGAGCAGCCAGAUCUUGACUCACGAGCAGAGGAUCUGCAGAAGCUUUCAUCUGAUAUCAAUGAGUUGGUGUUAGAUGGUGGAUUUGUAGUGCCUAAAAGUAGUGUAUCAUGUAAUGGAUUGGAAGCAGAAGAACUUGUCUCAAACAAUGCAUUUCUGGCACCAGAAAUCAAUUCAUUCGGCCGCUCAUUCAGAGAUUAUGAUGCAGAAAACGAAAGGCAAAAGAGCGUGGAAGAAUUCUACCGCCUGCAACACAUUAACCAAACACAUGAUUUUGUGAAGAGAAUGAGAAAGGAGUAUGGGAAAUUGAACAGAGUGGAGAUGAGCAUAUGGGAAUGUUGUGAACUCCUCAAUGAGGUUGUGGAUGAGAGUGAUCCUGACUUGGAUGAACCUCAAAUCAUGCACUUGCUACAAUCUGCUGAAGCAAUCAGAAAAGAUUACCCUGAUGAAGAUUGGUUGCACUUGACUGCUCUUAUUCAUGAUCUUGGAAAGGUUCUCCUUCUUCCUAGCUUUGGAGGGCUUCCUCAAUGGGCUGUUGUUGGAGACACAUUUCCUCUUGGUUGUGCUUUUGAUGAAUCAAACGUUCACCACAAGCAUUUCAAGGAAAAUCCUGAUUACAACAAUCCUGCUUACAAUACCAAGUACGGAAUUUAUUCUGAAGGAUGUGGACUAGACAAUGUGGUGAUAUCAUGGGGGCAUGAUGAUUACAUGUACUUGGUGGCUAAGGAAAACGAGACAACUCUACCUCCGGCUGCAUUAUUCAUUAUCCGAUACCACUCGUUUUAUCCUUUGCAUACGGCUGGAGGGUAUAAACACCUGAUGAAUGAGGAGGACACUAAGAAUUUGCAGUGGCUUAAAGUAUUCAACAAGUAUGAUCUUUACAGCAAGAGCAAAGAGCCAAUUGAUGUUGAAAAAGUCAAGCCAUAUUAUCUAUCCCUCAUUGAAAAGUAUUUCCCACAAAAGCUCAGAUGGUGAGAAGCUUGGAAUUUUGCAGCUGCUGGAUCAAGGAAAGUCAUGAGUGAUAUUGAGUGAUGCUUUGCAAGAGGAUUAAUGGAAAUGAUUUUAUAAUUGAAGUUA